Molecule: messenger RNA, 1704 nt
Organism: Aegilops tauschii subsp. strangulata
Lineage: Eukaryota; Viridiplantae; Streptophyta; Magnoliopsida; Poales; Poaceae
Product: GDSL esterase/lipase At1g09390
Molecular function (GO): hydrolase activity, acting on ester bonds
Source: RefSeq, a predicted model, not a curated record
GACAUGCAUCGCAUCCUCCACCCCUCUCCCAAGGACACGGAAGCGACGGUGGGCUCGCUAGACGGACCCGUCAACCGCCUACUGCAUAUAUACACGCACGCCCGGACGGGUACACAGCCACGCACACACUUCUCCCCCGAGCCAGAGCAAGGAGCCGCCAGCAGCUAGCUACUUGAGAGACAGAGCAAGAAGACGGAGAGAUGAACGGCGGAGGGGGCGUGGGCGCGGGCAAGAUCAGCCUGCGGCUGCAGUACUACGUGCUGCUGGCGGGGGUGGGGGCCGUGCUGCUCGUCGGCUGCCUCAAGUACAUGCCGGCGGCGGCGGUGGUGGCGGCCGGGUACGGGUCCUGGGGGAGCGGGCUGGCCGUCGCCAGCCGCGCCGCGGAGCCGGAGGCGUCCCCGGUGGUGAUCUUCAACUUCGGGGACUCCAACUCCGACACGGGCGGCAUGGCGGCGGCCAGCGGCCUCAACAUUGCGCUCCCGGAGGGCCGCACCUACUUCCGCCGCCCCACCGGAAGGCUCUCCGACGGCCGCCUCGUCAUCGACUUCAUCUGUGAGAGCCUGGGCACGCCUCAUCUGAGCCCGUAUCUCAAGGCGCUGGGCUCCGACUUCAGCAACGGCGCCAACUUCGCCAUUGGCGGGUCGACGGCGACGCCGGGGGGAUCCCCCUUCUCGCUCGACGUGCAGCUGCAUCAGUUCCUCUACUUCAGAACCAGAUCUUUCGAGCUGCUCAACAAAGGCGAGAGGACGCCGAUCGACCGCGAGGGGUUCCGGAACGCCAUCUACGCCAUCGACAUCGGGCACAACGAUCUUUCUGCCUAUCUUCACCUCCCCUACGAUCAAGUGCUCGCCAAGAUCCCUGCCAUAGUUGGUCACAUCAAGUUCGGCAUGGAGACCCUGUACGCGCACGGGGCUCGGAAGUUCUGGAUCCACGGGACGGGGGCGCUGGGCUGCCUGCCGCAGAAGCUGUCCAUCCCCAGGGACGACGACAGCGACCUCGACGCCAACGGCUGCCUCAACAAGUACAACGACGUCGCCAAGGCCUUCAACGAGAAGCUCGCCGAGACCUGCAACCAGCUCCGGCAGCGCAUGGCCGACGCCGCCAUCGUCUUCACCGACCUGUACCCCAUCAAGUAUGACCUCGUGGCCAACCACACCAAGUACGGCGUCGAGAGGCCCCUCAUGGCGUGCUGCGGCAACGGCGGCCCACCCCACAACUACAACCACUUCAAGAUGUGCAUGUCGGGGGAGAUGCAGCUGUGCGACAUGGACGCAAAGUUCAUCAGCUGGGACGGCAUCCACCUCACCGAGUUCGCCAACGCCAUCGUCGCCUCCAAGCUGCUCACCGGCGACUACUCCAAGCCCAGGGUCAGGAUCGCCAGCCUCGUCAACUCCACCGCGCCUCACGAUGGCUAGCUUGGCUUGGAUCAUUCGUCGUGUAUCUGGGUCUGCCGGUGCCAUUGAUUUGAUUUGGUUGGCCUACCACUGCCAGAGAUGAUGAGAAUGUGUGCAUGAUGCAGCAGAUCAGUGAGUGAGCUGAGAGCAAUCAUCUAUCUCUUUUCUCAAGGCUCAGAUGAGUGAUUUGACCAAGAGGGGAAAUUCAUGGCCGACUCAAUCAAGGCACAUUUGACUGACGUGUGUGUAAAUGUAAUUCACUUUGAAAUUUGAUCAAGGAAUCGAUGGAGUGCAUAGUUUUCUUCUUGUA